CGUGUGUGCCGAUGUUGCCGUUUGUUGUUUGCACGUUCUGCAAGCUGUACUGUAAACGAUUCGAACAAUGUGAUCGGAGGGCCUUCGUUUUUUAGGCUUCCUUUGGAAAUGCUUUGACUUAUCCGAGGAGAUUGGUUGGAAAUGUGGGGGGAUGAAGACAUUUCUACGUUUGUGAUUGGGAAACACUUGUACACACAUAGCUCCCGUUCCUUCGUAUUGUGAGCUCCAGUACCUCGGCGACUACACGCCGGGAUGGUCGAGCUCAUCUAAGGAAGAGUCUGGGGUUUUUGGGUCGAACAAGCAACUAUUUCUAAACAGUUUUCUCUUUCACUUCCCUGGAAAUGGUGUUGUUCUUCAUCUACUCCGUAACACGGAACAAACCUGGAUAACGAAAGGAGUACAUACGUGACAACAUCGCUGCGUGACGACUACUUUGCUCUCGAGAUACAACUGCUGCUGGACCCAUUCCGCUCUGGGGGCUCGUGUUUGUUUUAAUGCAUCUCGGGCUUCCCGAGUCCAUGCGAGACUGCGAGUACAGCCAGAUAAACACUCGCACCUCCACCCCGAUGGAGAUCCCUUACAAGAAGAAGACCCCAAAGAAGAGGAAAUGGGAGUCCUUUCCCGGGCGGAAUAAAUUUUAUUGCAAUGGGAGGAUUAUGAUGGCCAGGCAGACGGGCGUUUUUUACCUCACCCUGGUCCUCAUCCUGGUCACAUGUGGACUCUUCUUCACGUUUGACUGUCCGUUCCUGGCUCUCCAGCUGAGCCCAGCCAUCCCGGUGGUGGGCGGCGCUCUGUUUCUGUUUGUGCUGGGGACCCUGCUGAGGACCAGCUUCAGCGACCCGGGGGUGCUGCCCAGGGCCACGGCCGACGAGACCGCUGACCUGGAGCGACAGAUAGACGGGGCGAACGGCAGCACCAGCUACCGACCGCCCCCCAGGACCAGAGAGGUGGUCAUCAACGGGCAGACGGUGAAGCUCAAGUACUGCUUCACCUGCAAGAUCUUCCGGCCGCCGCGGACCUCUCACUGCAGCCUCUGUGACAACUGUGUGGAGCGCUUUGACCAUCACUGUCCUUGGGUGGGGAACUGCGUGGGAAGAAGGAACUACCGUUUCUUCUACAUGUUCAUCCUCUCCCUCUCCUUCCUCACCAUCUUCAUAUUCUCCUUCGUCAUCACACACGUCAUCAUACGGUCUCAUCGGACCGGGUUCCUCAACGCACUCAAAGACAGUCCUGCCAGUGUGCUGGAGGUGGUGGUGUGUUUCUUCUCCGUCUGGUCCAUAGUGGGCCUCUCAGGCUUUCACACCUAUCUGAUCAGCUCCAACCAGACCACAAACGAAGACAUAAAAGGCUCGUGGUCGUCUAAAAGAGGAAAGGACAACUAUAACCCUUACAGCCAUGGCAAUAUAUUCACCAACUGCUGCGUAGCGCUCUGUGGACCCCUGCCACCCAGUCUCAUUGAUAGGCGAGGCUUCUUCCAAUCAGACACACCACAGCUGGCGCCGCCAACCAAUGGCAUUGCAAUGUACGGAGCCACCCAAUCCCAGCAGAGCCAUAUGUGUGACCAAGACCAGUGCAUUCAGAGCACCAAAUUCGUUUUGCAGGCGGCAGCCAGCCCCCUCCUCCAGCAGAGCGUGGAGCCCAUCAUCCCGGCCUCCUGCCCCGACGACGGCGGCUCCCUGCCCGGCCGCACCUCCCUCACCCCGGGGGAGCCCUUCAGCUCGCUGCCCCUGGUCGGGCAGCCCACGCCGCCCACCUCCAACCCCAACCUCAGCUGCCACGAGCCCGCCGACAUGCUGCCCGUCCACGGCCACGGACACCCCCACGGCCACGGACACCCGCUCCAGCAGCAGGACCCGGGGCUCCACCACCACCACCACCACCACCACCACUUCCUCACCCCGGAGGAGGUGCCCUCGCCCCCGGGGAUCCUGCCCUGCGGCAGCCCCAUGGGCCAUGCCCACGGCAUGCCGGCAAGCUUCUACAACCCCGCCAGUCAGGACUCCCUCCACGAGGACUCUGUCCGGGGACUGGUUAAACUCAGCUCUGUGUGAGGACAGCGCGAUCUCCUCCCAUCCGCACCCAUCCAAACAUCCGUCCGUGUCCCCCAUAAGCGCUGCUGCUCUUUCACUUCCUUCCUGCCCCCCCCCCCUCCUCCCCCGACAGACUCUGUGUCAGAUUCGGCGCUGCCUUUUCCCCCCAGCCCGACCUCUCGGGGCUUAAGGGGAACCUGAACUCUCAAAAGAAGGGUUUUAAUUCAGCUGCCGGGAACCAAACUGAAUUAAAAUGAAACCAAGCCAAAACUGUUCUGAGCGGUGAGCGCCCCCACCAAAAGUCCCCCAGCCAGGGGGAGCUUUUCCUGUCCUGGACUAAUUGCCAUUUUUUGACGAUGCCAACAGACAGGACACUCUGUUGUCCGUUAUGUACAAGCCCCCCACCCCCGCCCGGCGCAGCCCGCAGGUGACCAGGGGUGGGACAUGGGCGCGCCGUGCGCCUCAUCAAGGAAAAGAACGAGGAAGUGUCUCUUUGGACAGCACAUUGUUUGUUUGGGGUUGCAUCAAGCUGCUUUUUUCUUCUCAUGAAUCACGGGUCUGGCCUUUUUUUUGUCAAACAAAAGUUAAGCCUAUUUGUCCUUUGCUGGUUGGACAACGUCUUAUGCCUUUCUCACUCUUGACAUUCUUGUUGGCAGUCAACAGUGCAAUCAGAGACAAUGAUUGAGGUCACCAUGUUAUGCAUAUCACUCUGCUUUUUUCCCCCAAGGUUUUUAUUUUAAUUUUAUAUAUAAAUAAAUGUAUAUAAAAACAACAGAUAAAGACAGUAUUGUGCCUCACCAUUGUUAUUUUCUUGUGUUCUUCAAAGUUCUAUUUGUUGUGGGUCAUAAUAAAAAAACAACUUUAUAUGAGACCAGAGCAUGUCCUCAUUGGGGUCACCCAGCAGUGGUGAGAUGCUGUGAGAGUCAUGUGACACAAUCUGACAAAGCACUGCUUUAAAGUCAGGCCUGUGACCCAGGCCAGCGUUCAUUGGACACUAACAUAAUAUAUACAUGUGUUCAGUUCACGGUUGUCUUGACAGUCUUUGACAUUCUGCUACCAUCUUGUGGACAAAUACGAAAGAUGCACCUUUUCAAUAAUGGAUCCAUCUAUCAUAACAGGAUUUAGUUUAUAUCUGCCCCAAAGAUCAAUACAUUAAAUUUUUUGCAAUCACAUAAAAAAAACCUAUGGGAUAUAGAAAUCCAAUUAACCUUUUAUAUAUUUUUGUACUUAUGAUGUAUUGUUGUACUGCUUAAUAUUCCAUUUGAUUUGUCUGUAAAGACAUCAAGACUGUCGGACACAUUUAUAAUAUGAUGGUGAUACAUUUAUUUGAAAUAAAACAAUUUCAUAGUGCAUACAUUAGUUAAAUAAUACCUCCAAUUAGACAACAUAAUAGGUAACGCUGCGCAGUAUAAAAGUGGGCAGAGACCGGAGCACAUUGAUUCAUCAGAAGGAUAAAAAAAACAAUAAGUAGCAGGCUAACUUUAAAAACUAAAGAGCGCAUAAUAAGUUGCACAAUCUUGUUUGUAUUUAACUGAGUUGGAAUAUUUCAAGCAGUCCUGCACUGUGCUUCAGGCCAUCACCAUCAUAUGGGAAUAACCUGUUUCAUGUUGAACAUUGGAGUGUUUUUUGUUUCUUUA
Messenger RNA from Gadus chalcogrammus (walleye pollock), 3667 nucleotides. RefSeq names its product palmitoyltransferase ZDHHC14-like. Gene Ontology annotation, cellular component: endoplasmic reticulum; Golgi apparatus. Gene Ontology annotation, molecular function: protein-cysteine S-palmitoyltransferase activity. The coding region runs from base 495 to 2051 and encodes 518 amino acids. Gene Ontology annotation, biological process: peptidyl-L-cysteine S-palmitoylation; protein targeting to membrane. The record is from RefSeq and is a predicted model, not a curated record. The transcript has 10 exons. Lineage: Eukaryota; Metazoa; Chordata; Actinopteri; Gadiformes; Gadidae.